AUGGGCACCCUUAAAAUCACAACAUAUCCAUCACAGCUGCAGCGUGUAGUUGACCAAAUUAGUGGUGACCUUUCAGCAUCUGACACAUCAUUGGUGGAUCUGGUGGAGCGUCACCGCGGCCCCCUCCCUCAGGAGCUGAUGCCCCUCCCCUCUCAGGGCCAGGAAAGGGAAAGCCCUCUGGAGUGGACUCACCUGGUGGACGUGGCCAGUACGUUUGAGACUGAAAGAAACCCACACUACGUCCAGAGAAGUUAUGUGUUUGGAGAUUCAAACCACCGGAGCAGCGGGGCCUCGAGCCCCCAGCAGUCCCACAUCGAGCUGCAGCCGGCCCCUCUGUCCCGGCCCUCGUCCAGCGAGGGUCACAUAGGGCUGGAGAGGAAGGUGACCAAGCUGGAGGCCACGGUGAAGAUGCUGCAGGAGGACCUGAAGAAGGAGCGUGAGGAGAAGCUGAGGCUGCAGGGGCAGGUCAAGAGGCUGUGGGAGGACAACCAGAGGCUGCAGGAGGAGUCGCAGACAUCCGCCACCAAGCUGAAGAAGUUCACAGAGUGGGUCUUCAACACCAUCGAACAUAUGAACUACCGCCCCCCCCCCCCCCUGCACACUUUGACUCUUGCAUGCACGCACACAAAUACACACAUCGACACUGGGCAGAGACCAGAGGGGAAGAAGCUGGGCACAAGAACCCUGGACGUGAUUAUGCGCCCAUCUUUCUUUGGCUUCAUACAUCAACAGCUGAUAUCUGGUGAGCGGCCUCAUUCUCCACACUUCUCAGGAUGAGAAUAAGUCAAUAUGAGGGACUGUCCUCUACUUUCCAAUGGGACCAGAGACUAAGCUGUGCCAAAAUCAUUUUAUAAAAUAGUGACAAAGAGGAAGCGGUCAGCCUUACCUCCUCCUGAUGUGGACCCCCCCCCACCCCUGAAAUGCUUUCUCACUUCGAUGUGAUUCUCUUGUUAAGGACCUUGUUAAUGCCACUCGGAGUCCGACAGGUACUACGCGACAAAUUUGCCAGCUGGCGUUUGCUGUAACACAAACACCUAUAAUGAAUCCGAAGCCUCGAGACCUCUGACUGGACGAAGGAGAGCUUUUUGUUGUCUUCACAUGUACAGAAGUUUCAUCUCCUAAAGUUUCUCACCACUGAAGGGUCAUGGUGGAAGUUCAGCCACCGACAUGGAAGCAGGUCGCCUCUGAUCGCCAGGGAAACGUGGAUUUGUACAGCAUUGUUCCUCCUCUUCGUCCCUCAGAUCUGGAUUACUGCAUCCUGUCUGUCAGCACAACCCCACACCUGACGGAGGAGUGUAUUUAUAAGCCAUCGGCAAGCGGUGCCAUCAAACAUGACUGAAAUCCAGAGUGCUUUGGUCCAUCCAAAUUGUAUGUGUCUUAAAAGCAAUAGGAAGACUCCUGUCUCUCUCAUAAAAGAAUAAGGGAGACGUGUGAUGUGGGAGGAGAUAUUUUAAAGAUUACAUUUAAAAGACUCUUGCUGCACAAGAGCCUCUUCUUCUGUUAAAGCAGAAGACAUCAUGCUUUAGGAAAAAGGACGGAGAGGACUCUGCGCAGCGUCCCAUCUGGAAUACACAGAGCCAGUAAUGACAUUUUUUGGGAGGGAAAAGUAAGAGUGGACUUUUUCCUCCUAUGUUAAUUUAUUUCAUUGUAUUAUAAUUCAAAUAAAUAAGUUGUUCUAUUCGUCAAAGUACAACUGACAUCAGUGUUUAGUUCCUCAAGAAAAACGGUCACUAGCUAUAUUAUUUAAAUGGCUUUCUUUCUCAAUUCUGAUUAUAUGCUUUUUAUUCUGUAUUAUGUUGUGUUUUGUGGUGCCCAAGCCUGCUGUCGUGUUGCUUACAGUGCCCUCUAGUGAUGACCAGUGGAAAUGUCAUGAUUAUUAAAUGUGCCGCCAGUCACUCUGUAUUUUCCCCACGCCUCUCCAACAAUCAGUCAGACAUCGGGAGGCCACACACACACACACGCAGAACAGGAAACAAACGCCAGCUUUGACAGACAAUCAAAGGUGGAUUUUAGAUUAAAGGAAGCAAACCUUACGUGUGUGUAUGUAGGUGUGUUUUACAUUUUAACAUCUAUAGUUUUCCUCAGGUUCAGUAUUUGUAGGAAAAGUAAUUCUAUGGUGAGAUUAUAAAGCCCCAUGAUGAGCCAGUGGCAGUGUGUGUUGUCAGUGUGUGAAUGUACAUCAGCCAUGCCUACACUCCCUUAUUUUGGUCAUUUUCUCAGAGCAGGGACGUGCCUUUGAAAUAGCACCUGGGGAACAGAUGAAAGGGAAAGGCUCGUCUUUUUCAUCC
This is a messenger RNA of Notothenia coriiceps (black rockcod), 2288 nucleotides long. RefSeq names its product signal-induced proliferation-associated 1-like protein 1. The record is from RefSeq and is a predicted model, not a curated record. Lineage: Eukaryota; Metazoa; Chordata; Actinopteri; Perciformes; Nototheniidae. The coding region runs from base 1 to 777 and encodes 258 amino acids. The transcript is spliced from 5 exons.